AUGAGCGAUGUGGUUAAGGAAGAAGUACUAAAACUACUAGAGGGUGAUGUAAUUUAUAAAAUUUUAGAUAGUAAGUGGGUGAGCCCUGUACAUGUGGUACCUAAAAAAGGAGGUGUCACAGUUGUGGAAAAUGAGAAAGGCGAGCAUGUAGCUAAGCUUUAUAAAGAUCAUGCAUCUAUUCGAUACCUAAUAAGCAAGAAUGACGCUAAACCUAGGUUACUUGGAUGGGUCCUUUUAUUGCAAGAGUUUGACCUAGAUAUUCGAGACAAGAAGGGCACAAAAAAUGUAGUUGUUGACCACCUUUCUAGGCUUGAAUAUUUAAAACCAGACCUAGUGCCAAUAAAUGACGAUUUUAACUAUGAUACACUUAUGGCUAAAAUCGAAACCAUUCAGGACGAUAACUCCAAUUUUCCAAUGGAUUGGAACAUUGAAAGAACUCUAGCAGUGACCAACGUACCUUGGUACGCUGACUUUGUUAAUUACCUAGGUGCUGAUAUCAUACCCCCUGACCUUAACUCCCAACAAAAUAAGAAAUUCUAUAGUGAUGUAAGAUAUUUUUAUUGGGAAGAACCACUCCUUUUCAAUAGAGGGACAAGCGGCAUUUUUCGUCGUUGUGUCCUUGAAGAAGAAGUAGAAAACAUCAUAAAACAUUGUCACUCCACACCUUAUGAUGGACAUGCAGGCACGUCUAAGGCAUUGUCACUCCACACCUUAUGGCGCGAUGUUCAUGCUUACAUUGUUAGAUGUGAAUAG
Molecule: messenger RNA, 753 nt
Organism: Lathyrus oleraceus (garden pea)
Lineage: Eukaryota; Viridiplantae; Streptophyta; Magnoliopsida; Fabales; Fabaceae
Exons: 2
Coding region: 1-753 (250 amino acids)
Source: RefSeq, a predicted model, not a curated record